Molecule: messenger RNA, 2241 nt
Organism: Passer domesticus (house sparrow)
Lineage: Eukaryota; Metazoa; Chordata; Aves; Passeriformes; Passeridae
Gene: SNX7
Product: sorting nexin 7
Exons: 9
Coding region: 568-1923 (451 amino acids)
Biological process (GO): piecemeal microautophagy of the nucleus; reticulophagy; autophagy of mitochondrion
Cellular component (GO): phagophore assembly site; early endosome
Molecular function (GO): phosphatidylinositol binding
Source: RefSeq, a predicted model, not a curated record
GGCAAGAGACAAAGCAGCAACGCGUGGGUUCUGCCUGCUGUCCCGGCGGCGGCACCUGAGUGCCUGCCACGAGGGAAGAAAGACCAAGCCGGAGAGCGCAGGAAAGCGAGCCUGGGUACGCCCCUGCCCGGCCCGGGGGCUGCCCGGGGCAGAGCGGGCGGUUGCCUGGCAGCGCACGGAGCUCUCCGGACCGAGACACGGCACACACUUUCCAGCGGCCGCGGCCAGCCGCAGCCCUGUGGGCGGCUCGCCCAGUCCCCCCGGCAGCCCGGGCGGGUCCCCCGCGCCGCCACGAACACGCCUGUGGGCGUUGAGCCGCCCCGUCCCGCCUCCGCAGAGGCCGCAGCCGCAGUCCCCGCUGCCCGGGCCUGCCGGCAGGCUCGACACCUCCCGGCCCCGCUGCCUCCCAGCCCUGCCCGGCGGCGCGGCCCUCCUGCCGCCGCUUCCACUCCUGCGCACUGGGCGCGCCCUCGGGCCGGCCGCGGCACGGGGCGGACGGGGGAGCCGCCAACCGCGGUCCCGCGGGAGCGGCUGUGGCGGGGCCGCCGCCCGCGCUCGCAGGGCAGGAUGGAGACAGAGGGCCGGGUACCGGGGCCGGCGCUCCCCGCCGGCGGGGAACGGCCCGGGACCGACUCGCAGCUCCCUGCGGGUGCCCUCGGCACGGCCCAGGGGCCGCUGCUCGCCGCCGCUGAGGUGCUGGCCCUGGACGAUGAGGAAGACGACCUGGAGGUGUUCAGCAAGGAUACAUCUCUGACUGAGGUAAACUCAUUCAGUCCUUCAGUGCCAAUAUCCCCCUCAUCAAUGAUAAACCAGUAUAAGUUUGAAGAUGAGCCAGAAUUAAGAGAUCUCUUCAUUACAGUCGAUGAUCCUGAAAGCCACAUUACAGCCAUUGAAACGUUUAUCACAUACAGAGUGGUCACAAAGACAACCCGUGGUGAAUUUGACUCCAGUGAAUAUGAAGUUCGAAGACGAUACCAGGAUUUCCUUUGGUUGAAGAACAAACUUGAAGAAGCACAUCCAACACUGAUCAUUCCUCCAUUGCCUGAAAAAUUCAUAAUGAAGGGAAUGGUGGAACGAUUUAGUGAUGAAUUCAUUGAGACUCGAAGAAAAGCUUUACAUAAAUUUUUGAACCGUAUUGCUGAUCAUCCAACUUUAACUUUUAAUGAGGACUUCAAAAUUUUUCUUACUGCACAAGCCUGGGAACUCUCCUCCCACAAGAAGCAGGGUCCUGGUUUGCUGAGCAGGAUGGGACAGACUGUCAGAGCUGUAGCAUCCUCAGUAAGAGGAGCAGUUAAACAUCGUCCUGAAAUGUUUACAGAAAUGAACAAUUACAUGGAAACAUUUAGUCAGAAGAUAAACUUACUAGAUAAAAUAGCUCAUAGGAUUUACAAGGAAGAAAGGGACUACUUCAAUGAAAUGAAGGAGUUUGGCCCCAUCCACACGCUGUGGUCGGCGUCGGAAGAAGACAUAGCAGACUCUCUGAAGGGGCUGGCCAGCUGCAUCGACCGCUGCUGCAGGGCCACGGAGAGGAGAAUGGCAGGGCUCUCAGAGCACCUGCUGCCCAUUCUGCAUGAGUACGUGCUCUACAGUGAAAUUCUCAUGGGUGUUUUGAAAAGGAGAGACCAAAUUCAAGGCGAGCUGGAUUCCAGAGUUGAUGCUUUAGCCAGCAGAAAGACAGAGAAGGACCUGUUCUCAGAAGAAAUUGGGAAACUUGAAGACAAAGUUGAACGUGCCAAUAAUGCUCUGAAAGCAGAUUGGGACAGGUGGAAGCAGAACAUGCAGUGGGAUAUGAGAUCAACAUUCAUGAAUGUGGCUGAGAAUAAUCUCCGUUAUUAUGAAGAGUGCCUUGCUACGUGGGAGUCCUUCCUAGCAUCUCAAACAGUGGAUCUUCGUGUGGAUGAAGAUUCUGAAGACAGGCCUUGAAUAAUAUCUCUGCUUGACCUCUGCCUUUUCCAUGCAGUUUCUCCCAACCAAAGUGCUUUAUAUGAGAUCAGAUACAUUAUUAAGUUCAACUGUUAAAAUCAGUGAAAUGCAGGAAACCAGCUUAUUGUACACUCAGGUAUUCUAGUCCUGAAAUGCAUUUGGAAACAUGCUAUAUAUUGCUUUAUAUUGCUUAGCUCUGAUUUUACAUAUUUUAUGCAUUUACAUACAAUUGUUUUCAUAAAUAUUGUGUAAUUUUGAUAUAAAGUAUUUUAAAUAUGUAAAAAUAGCUCCAUUUUAAUAAAAAGUUGAAUAAGGAAA